AAGGAAAAAGCGCCCUCUCUCUCUCUCUCUCUCUCACACACACACACACUGCGACUGAAAAGGAGAAGAGAGGAAAAACCCAGAAAAAGGGAGAAAAGCGAAAGUUUGCGGGUGAAAGCGCGGAGAGAAACUCGACCUCAUCAUCGCUGGAUGGAGAAGUUGUUGUUUUAGGAGCUGAUUGCUGACGUCAUAUUGUCCUUUUAAAAUAAAUAGUUUUGAAAUAAAAUAAAAAAAGAAACAAAGAGGAGCAAAAAUGCCGAAAACGAUCAGUGUUCGUGUGACUACGAUGGAUGCGGAGCUGGAGUUCGCCAUCCUGCACAGCACCACCGGCAAACAGCUUUUUGAUCAGGUGGUGAAGACCAUCGGCCUGAGGGAGGUUUGGUUUUUUGGCCUGCAGUACCAGGACACCAAGGGCUUCCCAACCUGGCUCAAACUCAACAAGAAGGUGACCGCGCAGGAUGUGCGUAAGGAGAGCCCGCUGUUGUUUAAGUUUCGGGCGAAGUUUUACCCAGAGGACGUCUCUGAGGAGCUCAUCCAGGAGGCCACGCAGAGACUCUUCUUUCUGCAGGUGAAGGAGGGAAUUCUGAAUGAUGAUAUCUACUGCCCCCCUGAGACCGCCGUGUUACUCGCCUCGUAUGCCGUACAGGCCAAAUACACCGACUACAACAAGGAUGUACACACACCUGGAUACCUGUCCAGUGACAAGCUCCUCCCCCAGAGAGUGUUGGAGCAGCACAAGCUGAAUAAGGAACAGUGGGAGGAGCGAAUUCAGGUGUGGCAUGAGGAACACAAGGGCAUGCUCAGGGAGGACUCGAUGAUGGAGUACCUGAAGAUCGCUCAGGAUCUGGAGAUGUACGGCGUGAACUACUUCAGCAUUAAGAAUAAGAAAGGCACGGAGCUGUGGCUGGGCGUGGAUGCACUCGGACUCAACAUCUACGAACAAAACGACAAGAUGACGCCGAAGAUCGGUUUCCCAUGGAGCGAAAUAAGAAACAUCUCCUUCAACGACAAGAAGUUCGUCAUCAAACCCAUCGAUAAGAAAGCACCGGACUUCGUGUUCUACGCCCCUCGUCUGCGCAUUAAUAAGCGCAUCCUGGCCCUGUGUAUGGGGAACCACGAGCUGUACAUGCGGCGCAGGAAACCCGACACCAUCGAGGUGCAGCAGAUGAAGGCGCAGGCCAAAGAGGAGAAAAACCACAAGAAGAUGGAGAGGGCCCUGCUGGAGAACGAGAAGAAGAAGAGAGAGCAGGCAGAGAAGGAGAAGGAGAAGAUUGAGAAGGAGAAGGAAGAGCUGAUGGAGAGACUGAAACAGAUCGAAGAGCAGACCAAGAAAGCUCAACAAGAGCUGGAAGAGCAGACCCGCAAAGCGUUGGAGCUCGAGCAGGAGAGGAAGAAAGCACAAGAGGAGGCGGAGCGUCUGGAUAAAGAGAGACGGCUUGCGGAGGAGGCCAAACUCACUCUGCUGCAGCAGGCUGAGAACCAGAUGAAGAACCAGGAACACCUGGCCACCGAGUUGGCAGAGCUUACCUCGAAGAUCUCUCUGCUAGAGGAUGCUAAGAAGAAGAAGGAAGAGGAAGCCUCACUGUGGCAGCAGAAGGCCAUCGUGGUUCAGGAGGACCUGGAGAAAACGAAGGAGGAGCUGAAGAACACGGUGACGGCGGCUCAUGUGCAGGAACCUGUUCAUGGAGAGAGUGAUCAUGACGAGAGUGAUGAGAGCAGUGCAGAAGCCAGUGCUGAACUCACCAACGCUGCUGCGUACAAGGACCGCAGCGAGGAGGAGCGCAUGACCGAGGCCGAGAAAAACGAACGAGUGCAGAAACACCUGCAGGCUCUGAGCACGGAGCUGGCUAACGCUCGUGACGAGACGAAGAAAACGCAGAACGACAUCAUCCAUGCAGAGAACGUGCGAGCCGGGCGUGACAAAUACAAAACGCUGCGGCAGAUCCGUUCUGGAAACACCAAACAGCGUAUCGAUGAGUUCGAGUGCAUGUAAACGCCCAUUCACCACGAGCGGCCAGCAGGGGGAGCCACAACCUGCCCACAAUUCCACAGCUCUCAACACCAAGCACAAGCUACAAAUUAGAGUGAAAACGGGAAAUAUAGCAAACAUUUUUGGGGCGACUGUAUCUUUAUAAGGGAGAUUACACAUCUUUUGGAAUUUGUAAAUUUUUUUUGACCUUUAUAAUAAUAUAUAUGAACAUAUAUAAUCUAUAUUUUUGAAACUGCAUGAUGGUUUUCAGAUCAGUUCUGUAGUUCUACUGAGUUGAGGUUAGUUCACUGAUUCUGUAGAUCACAUUCCCGACACAAAAAGUUCGUAAUUUGUAAUAACGAGUACGAGUCGCUUUUACAGUGCCAUUUUCUAUACCAAGUGCCGUUAAUGUUAUAUUUUUCACUUCUUUUUUUUUUCUUGGUAUACUGAUGUAUAUAAUAACUUUAUCUGAUACACUGAAGUUAUUAUUUACAGUCAGUGCCGUGAUGACAUGAUGACGAAGCAGCAUGUUUGCAGUUUAAUUUUUCUUCUUCCACUUUAUACCUCUUUUCAAAAAAAGGGCUUUUUAAAAAGUCUUGUAGCAAAUUUUUUUUUUUUUAAAUUGUGACUAUUAUUUCGCACAACGUAAACAGGAUGAUUAUUUCUGAUUUAAUUUUUGGCUAAUUCAAUGAUAUAUUUAAUUAUAUAUCGUCAUACUUAUGUACAUCAUCAUCAUCAGCACAGCCCUGGCCUUCACUUGUGCCAAAUCAUUUUUGCACCAGUUCUCAUUGAUAUAAAUUGCACGUAUGUGUGUGUGAGUGGUCCCCACUGAUGCCCUCCCGCCCCUGACACCAGCGCAGGUCUGUGGACGCUCCCUGCAUUCGCCAACACAAUCAAAGCAAAAUAUAAAACUGUAAUUUUUUCAACAGUACUUGUUAUUUUAUCUUAUUCUCAUGUUCAGCUUUUGAUUUUUUUUAAGACAUUGAAACUUUGCAGUAUUAUUUUGAAAAAAAUCUGUAUUAGAAAAAACACACACUUAAGAGCAGAGCUGCGUUUGUUUUUUUCCCUUGUUGUAGAUUUUAGCAUCAGUUAGCGAGUGUGUGCUAUUUAUACACGAUGCCUCUUUAAUACGUUUCCGUCGUUCUGUUGUUGAACGCAGCAAGCUGCUGCACUGAAGCAAUAUGUUUAUUUUAUCUCGGGUUUAUUCUUUAGCUCUCGGAUAAUCACGACUGUUAUUGAUAUGUAAGAGAUAGAGAUCUUGAAUUAGCUGAUCUUCUGUUUGCCGCUCCACUCUGCAGGUGCCAUGUGCCUUCUGUUUAGCCAAUCAAGAACAAGGAUAUCUGCUUGAAAUGUCUUCAUUUAAACUGAAAAUAAAGUAUUACAAAAACA
This is a messenger RNA of Neoarius graeffei (lesser salmon catfish), 3358 nucleotides long. It is a transcript of the gene msna, whose product is annotated as moesin a. The coding region runs from base 254 to 1993 and encodes 579 amino acids. Gene Ontology annotation, molecular function: cell adhesion molecule binding; actin binding. Lineage: Eukaryota; Metazoa; Chordata; Actinopteri; Siluriformes; Ariidae. The transcript has 14 exons. Gene Ontology annotation, cellular component: filopodium; plasma membrane; apical part of cell. Gene Ontology annotation, biological process: regulation of organelle assembly; positive regulation of protein localization to early endosome; positive regulation of early endosome to late endosome transport. The record is from RefSeq and is a predicted model, not a curated record.